AUGCACUCCAAAUGUGCUGGUUGUGACAAGUCUUUAAAGAAAAUAAGAGGUAAAAAAAAAUUGAUACGUCACGAGGAUGAAGCAAAUACUUUUGCUCAUUUACUUCAACAAAAUAUAAUUGUCAACGAUAUUAUAUGUAGUAAAUGUCGACUCUCUAUUUAUAGGAAGCAGAAACCCGAAAUAGAUCCUACAUUAGAAACCGAAAAUGAUCUUCCUUCCUUUGAAUCGACUUCCGAUGAUCCAACAUUCGAAGUUCAGUUGAAAUCAAAGGAAGCUAUUUCUGAGAUUGAAUAUGUUGAAAUUCCUAUUCAGAGGACUGUUGCUACACAUAAAUACUGUUGUAUUUGCUUUUCCAUACAAAACCUAACUGUAAUUCCUGAUGAAGCUCAAAUGCAAUCUUACAUGAAAAAGAAAAUUUACAUUCCAGCUGGAAACCGAUGUUGUCGAACUCACGUAAUAAAAAAUCGAAUAUAUGAAGAAGAACUUGAUCUUUUGAAGGUACACUCUAAUACAACGAGUCUAAGUGUGUUGGAGUUAUCUAAAGUAAUGGAAACUCUUUCCAUCAAAUGUUAUUCGACAUUAUUUGACAACAUCGGUGAUUUUAGUUUGUCAGAAAAACAACUUGAAGUUUUUACGGGAUUAACUUGGGAAAAUCUUAUUCAGAUAAAAGAUAUGAUGACUUCAUUGCGAAACAGUCAAUCCCGUUCAGUGAUCCAAGCUCUCGUUGUGUUUCUUUUCAAACUACGUACAGGGAAUUCCAAUAAAAUGUUAGCUUCUAUUUUACAACUAGAAAAUGAACAGGUAGUCUCAGAAUAUUCUUCUAGUAUAAUCAAAUCUUUUAAAAAUGACGUUUUACCACAACGUUUUGGCUUAAGUUCUCUUAAUAGAGAUGAUCUUAUUCAAAAUCAUACUACGGAAGUUGCAAAAAAAUUGUUUGAUAUUGGUGAUAAUUUAUUUUUGAUUUAUGACGGUACGUAUGCACGACAUCAAAAAAGUACCAAUAAUGAAUAUCAAAGAAAAUCUUUCUCUGGGCAGAAGAAAGUUCCCCUUUGUAAGCCAUUCACUAUCUGUACAACUGACGGAUAUGUGGUUGACAUGCUUGGACCAUAUCUUGCAAACCAAAAUGAUGCGGAAAUUCUGAAAACUAUCAUUCAAGAUCCAAACGGUUUAUGCAAAUUCUUGAAAAAAAAUGAUACCUUUGUUCUUGAUCGCGGCUUUCGAGAUAUAGUAAAUGACUUAGAAGAAAAUAAUUUCAAAGUAUUAAUGCCUGCUUUAAAAGGAAAAAGAAAGCAAUUGACCACGGAAGAAUCUAAUCACUCUCGUUUUGUAACUAAAAUUCGAUGGGCAGUUGAAUCUGUUCACGGUGUACUCAAACAAAAAUAUCGUUUUUUGGACCAUAAGAUAGAUAAUAAAUUGAUACCGAAAGUUGGAAUGUAUUUUAGAAUUGCGGCGUUUUUGAAUAAUACUUUCGGAAAAAGGUUACAAUCUGAUGCAGAAACUUUAGAUAAAAUUGUGCAAAGAAUGAAGGACCAAAAAGAUAUUCAAAACACUUUGGCUACUGAAAUAGAGGAAAAAGGAUGGCUCCGCCGAAAAGUAUGUUUCAAAAGAGUUACAUCAAAUGACAUUUUGGAUUUUCCAGAAAUGAGCACAAAUGAUUUAAAAAUUUUAUUCACCGGAUCUUAUCAACUUUCUCAAGCGGUAUCAUAUUUGGCAGAAAUGGUUGAUAAAGACGGCGAAAUAAAUCUUGA
This is a messenger RNA of Vollenhovia emeryi, 1748 nucleotides long. RefSeq lists its product as uncharacterized. NCBI's taxonomy places the organism in Eukaryota, Metazoa, Arthropoda, Insecta, Hymenoptera, Formicidae. The record is from RefSeq and is a predicted model, not a curated record. The annotation marks the transcript as partial. The transcript has a single exon.